AUGCAAUGCCAACAAAUGGGCAACCGAUGUACCGAAACAAAGCCCAUCUUUAUUUCACACCGCCCUUUCAAGCCCGAUGCAAGAAGCAAUAUUAAAUUACAGCAUUGGCGAGAAACACUACGAGGAUAUUAUUUCUUCUCGCCUUUUCUUUACUACCAUCACGGCACCAUUUACUCCCCUUGCUUGAAGACCAUCGUCCACCCCCAAUUCGGGUUAAAUUACAUAUCAAUUGGAUUUUCCUUCUUUCCCUCCGUUUUUUCAAAACCUAAAACACGAAACGUUAAGUUUGUUUUGUUUACUUUUGAUACUUUUAGCUUUCUUGCUUUAUUUUAUUUUUGUAUUGUGUUCUUUUUUUUUCAUAUAUUUAAUUUGGCUCAAGAUCUUCGACUCGCACCGGCAGUCUAUUUCCCCUUAGUAAUUUCAAAUUUCAUAUAA
This is a messenger RNA of Candida tropicalis MYA-3404, 435 nucleotides long. RefSeq lists its product as uncharacterized. The record is from RefSeq and is a predicted model, not a curated record. Lineage: Eukaryota; Fungi; Ascomycota; Pichiomycetes; Serinales; Debaryomycetaceae. Bases 1 to 435 code for a protein of 144 amino acids. The transcript has a single exon.